AUGAGGCUUCUCUGCGUAGCCGUGCUCGCGGGCAUCGUCAUGACCAUGCUGUGGACGACCCAUCAACACCGGUCAUCCCUCACCACCGACUACGAGACGCCCGACUUUGGGCGUCCCGGCGCCGCCAAGGAUAGGCACGGCAAAGCCGUGGUGGACCCGCAGGCUAUAAACGCGGACCGGCCCGCGGGAGGCGGUGCUGAGGCGGCGGAUAGCGAGGAGGUGACCGAUCGCUUGAAGGCGGCGGAGCAGGAGGCCAAGGGCAUUGCUCAGGCGAAGGCGCCCCUGAAGCCUGAUUCGCCGCGGCUUGUCGUGGGCGUGGGGAGCUCGGCUGAUGGCCAGGAUGCGGCGCUCAAGCAGCACGACGGGGACGGAGAACCUAAGGGAGCUGCGGCGGGCGGUUCGGAGACGGAGGAGGAGCACAAGGCGGAGCAGGAGCUCCGGUCUAUUCUAAAACGGGCGCCAGUCAUAAUAUUCUCCAAGACGUACUGCGGAUUCUCUAGACGCGCAAAGGCCCUCCUCCUAGAGAGGUACGUGAUUGACCCGCCACCUCACGUUGUCGAGCUGGACGUGCACCCUCUCGGCCCCGAGCUUCAGGAUCUGCUCAAGGAGACCACGGGCCGAGGCACUGUCCCCAACAUCAUGAUCAACGGAGUCAGCAUUGGCGGCAGCGAUGAUAUUGCCGAUCUCGACCACGGCGGCGCGUUGGUAACCAAGAUACAAGACCUUGGCGAGGCGAGAAUGGUGUCGAUGAAGCUACGCGUGUAA
Parascedosporium putredinis is the source of this 765-nucleotide messenger RNA. The record is from the annotation of a GenBank genome assembly. NCBI's taxonomy places the organism in Eukaryota, Fungi, Ascomycota, Sordariomycetes, Microascales, Microascaceae.